AUGUCAUUGCAGCCUCCAGAACCUAACGGUGCAGGUGCCAAUGACACCAACCGGGCAGAAGGCUUGAAGGUGUGGAGCUGCGUCAAUUGUCGCCGGCGCAAAGUGCGCUGCGAUAGACGCCAUCCUUGUGCUCCUUGUACCAGGAACAAGUCCGAGUGUGUCUUUCCCGUCUCUGGUCGUAUUCCCCGCCGCGGUCGCGAUGCAAACUAUCCCAACCCCCCAGCACAGAAGCAGACCGAGCUCUUGGGCCGCCUCAGACGCUUGGAAGCCAUGGUUGGUGACCUUGGCUCACAGGUUGAGCAUGCGACAGCAGUAAAUCAGGAAAACCACCCGGUGGAGAAGUCAACAAGCACGACAAGUGUAACAUUAAGCGAGACAGCCGGGCUAGACCAUCCACUCGCUCUUAAUAGCCAAUCAGCUAGUGGAAACCCACCCACCACGCGCGAUGGAAUGCAAACUGAUUCUGGCAUGGCAAAGGGCACGCCGGAUUCGGGGCCAGUUUCUGACGAGUUAGGGGAAUUAGUGGUGGCUCAUGACGGCGAUUUAGUCGUGGCAGAUCGCUUCUGGACGGUAUUUUGUAAAGAGGUGGAGCACAUCUUCGAAGCCGUCCAUGGGCCCACAGCUACCCACUUUGAUGGGGACAGCAGCUCAUCAUCGGUUUCAAUGUCUGGUAACCGACGUCACAACGGCUUCUACAAUUUCCUUCUUAGACAUACAUCUGCUGGGCAUCAGCGGGAGGAUCUAUAUCCCCUUCCAUCACAAAUGCUGUUUCUUUGGCAGAUCUACAUGGACAACGUCGAUCCGUUCAUGAAAGUCUUACAUGUGCCAACCAUGACGAAGGUCAACCGCGAACUAAGAGGCAGCUAUCACUCUCUCGGCCCCAGCAUGCAGGCUCUCGUGCUAGUCAUUUCUUUGGCCGCAAUCAUGUCGCUCGAGGACGAUGAGGUCCGUAUGAACUUCAACGCUGACAAAGACCAAAUCGUUGCUCGCUAUCGACUUGGCACUGAACAGGCACUUGAGCAAGCCGAUUUUCUGGAUAAUCCUGACAUAAUCGUACUUCAGGCACUCACCAUAUAUCUAGGCGUUCUUCAACACACCGGCGAAACGAGGUCUGCAUGGUUUUUGGCCGGUGCCUUGGUUAGGGUAUCAGUCUCCAUGAAACUCCACCGCGAUGGCUCACAUUUCGCCAAUAUCACCCCCUUCGAGAUAGAGAUGCGACGUAGACUAUGGUGGCAGAUAUGCUUCAUCGAUUCGCGAUCUGAAGAUCUGCAGGUUUCAAAAUACAAGCUAUCAGAGGGGAUGUUUGACACCGAGAUACCAGCAAAUACGGAUGAUGGAUUCCUUGACCCCGGGAUGUCAAAACCGCCUGUCGUUGCGGAGAGAUGGACUGACAUGACCGUCUUUCUCAUUCAUUGCGAAAUUUGGAAGCUAUCCCGCCGACUUCAAUUCCUGACGGGCGCCAGCUACGCCUUGCCUCCUAACAUGGAUCAGAGACUCGAGUUAUUCCAGCAGUCCCAAGCAACGAUCGAAGACACCUAUCUUAAGCACCUCAACCCCAAACAGCCACUCCACUCCUUCGUGGCAACAAGUGCACGGCUGUUUCUCACCAAAGUCGACCUCAUCCUACAUACCAAGCAUCACGUUGCCAGAGCAACAGAACCACAGCCUGCUGACACCUCACAAAGCAAUAAAGUAUUCAUGUCGUCGCUGUCAAUCAUCGAAUACACCUACGCCCUACAGAACGAACCCAGCUGGAGCGGCUGGAGCUGGCAAAUACAAGGCCGGCAGCCACCGUGGAAUGCUCUUCGCGUCGUGUUCGGCGAGGUAUGCGCGCGCCGUUGGGAACCAAUCUAUGAGCGGGCAUGGUCGUCAGCCAAAAGAUCUUUCGAUGGUCUCCCUGAGGCGGCUCGGAGAGAUCCUCGGUACCAGCAACUGUUGGUGCUGGCCUCUGCAGUGCAAAGAAACCGAGCCGAUGAGCUUCAUCGCCAAACUUCCCUGUCAUCAACGAAUGCACACGCUGAUCUGACAUCCGCGACAGCCUUGACUUUGUCCGCCCCUUUCAGACAAGUUGACAACAGCGAGAACGUCUCAACUUGGACACCUCAGGAACCUUUUUUGUUUACGGCAGAUAACUCCAAUAACAACGCCUUCGGCGACAUUCCGAGCCUAGAUAUGGACUGGCAGACCUGGGACGAGAUCGCUGGGGAACUGGAACCCUCUUUGGAAUUCUGGGAUAUGGGUGGCCUUUGA
Molecule: messenger RNA, 2250 nt
Organism: Letharia columbiana
Lineage: Eukaryota; Fungi; Ascomycota; Lecanoromycetes; Lecanorales; Parmeliaceae
Exons: 3
Coding region: 1-2250 (749 amino acids)
Biological process (GO): regulation of DNA-templated transcription; DNA-templated transcription
Molecular function (GO): DNA-binding transcription factor activity, RNA polymerase II-specific; zinc ion binding; DNA binding
Source: RefSeq, a predicted model, not a curated record